Molecule: messenger RNA, 612 nt
Organism: Chrysoperla carnea
Lineage: Eukaryota; Metazoa; Arthropoda; Insecta; Neuroptera; Chrysopidae
Exons: 2
Coding region: 123-509 (128 amino acids)
Source: RefSeq, a predicted model, not a curated record
UCUCAGCAUGUAUUUUCAAUACCAUUACAUUCAUUUCCUUACUUGGGUUAACAUAAUCAAAACAGUUUGAUAUAUUUCUUAGUUUUACAUUUUGUGAUUUUCAUUCAAAACUUUUUAUAACUAUGAAAUUCUUAAUAAUCUUCGCUGUCUAUUUAAUUGCCGCCACCUUAGCCGCACCGCAACAAUCACCCUACGCCUUUAAACAAGGAACUCAAAUACAGUUGGCUUCAAGAUUCUUAUCAGAAGACGACCGUGAUGCCAGAGUCAAUGGAAUUGAUCUGGCUAGUCGUUUUCUUGAUGAAACAACUAACGAACCAAUACCCGUGGAUGCAAGAGGCGAUGUACAAUUAAUUAAACAAAUUGAAAAUUGGCCAAAGGAAAAACAGCCAUUCUGGUAUUUAAAUCGGAAACAAAUUGAAGCUGCUCGUUCGCGACCACAAGUACAACCAGUUGUUCGUACGAGAUCCUCGUUUGCUUCAGUGAAUGGCAAUGAUCAAUUACGUACUUAAACAAUAAAUUUUCAACAACAAAAAAAGUAUUGUUAAACCUUGUAUUAAGUUUUUGUGAUAUUAUUUCUAUUGUUAUUAGUUGUAUAGAAUAUAUUUGCAUUUU